AUGUCAAAACAUCGUGUAGCAAUUAUUGGAGCAGGAGCAUCAGGGCUCACUAGCAUUAAACAGUGCCUUGAUGAUGGAUUUGAACCAGUGUGUUUUGAAGCAUCAGGGCAAACGGGGGGACUUUGGAGAUAUACAGAAAUUGAUGAUAAAAAUCAUGACCCACAUUCAUCAAUUUAUAAAACUGUCAUAAUCAAUACAAGUAAAGAGGUGAUGUCAUUCACAGACUUUCCUGUUCCAUACGAAUGGCCAUCUUAUUUACAUAAUAAAGCGGUUGCAAUGUAUUUUGAUAUGUAUAUGGAAAAUUUUAAUUUGUUACCACAUAUCAGAUUAAAUUCUCCCGUACAAAGAAUUUCAAUUCGUGAUAAUAAUAAGUGGAAUGUAAAAUAUUUAAAUGAAAAUAAAGAAGAAUGUGAUGAAAUUUUUGAUUAUGUAAUGGUUUGUACCGGUCAUCAUAGAUAUCCUCGUCUUCCUAAAUACGAAGGAAUGGAUACAUUUCCCGGAAAGCAAAUGCAUUCCCAUUUUUAUCGACGUGCGAGUGACUUUGAUAACAAACGAGUAGUUGUUGUUGGAUGUGGUAAUAGUGGUAUGGAUAUUUCAGUCGAGUUAUCUGGAAUUGCAUCACAAGUUUACUUGUGUGCACGUAGGGGAACGCUUCCUUGGAUUUUACCACGUCUCGUAUUUGGAAAUACACCGAUCGAUCAUCUACAAUCUCGAAUCAAUCUUUAUUUGCCAUUAUUUAUGAAAAAUUUAAUAAUAAAAAUUAUAACACGUAUAUCGGUUGGACCACAUCCAAAAGGAUUUAAACCAAAAUCAAAACCUACGGAAGGUCACCCAACUGUUAAAACUGAAUUUUUUGAGCGUGUACAUACCGGUACAAUUAUAUGUAAGCCGAAUAUUAAGGAAUUGAGACAAGAUAAUUCAAUCGAAUUUGUUGAUGGAAGUGUAUUGGAAGAUAUUGAUGUUAUCAUUUACGCUACUGGUUAUAAUAUUAAAUUUGAAUUUUUAGAUAAAGAAAUUGUUAAUGGGGGGAAAGAAAUUGGACAACAAUUUGAAGAAGAAUAUCGUGAAAAUUUAGUAUGGUUAUAUAAAUAUAUUUUUCCCCCAAACGUUCCUAAUAUCGCUUUCAUUGGUUUGAUUCAAGCUAUCGGUGCUCUUAUGCCUGUAAGUGAUAUACAAGCUCAAUACGUAACUAGUUGUUGGAAAGGUUUAUUACCUAAAAUACCUUCACCAGUUGAAAUGGAUGCUGAUAUUAGAAGAAAUCAAAGAGAAAUUAGAAAACAUUUUUACAGUUCAGCGAGACAUACUAUUCAAGCCGACAUGUAUUCUUAUCUGGAUGAAUUAACUAAAGAAAUGGGUAGUUUACCUUCUCUAGCUAGAGUUUUAAUGACAUUUGGUCCAAGUUUAUGGGGUCAUGUUUUAUUCGGUAUACCAACUCCAAUUCAUUAUCGCUUAUUUGGAAGAUUAUCUUGGAAAGGUGCCAGUGAAGCUAUCACCAAAUAUAAUGGAG
Funneliformis caledonium is the source of this 1507-nucleotide messenger RNA. NCBI's taxonomy places the organism in Eukaryota, Fungi, Glomeromycota, Glomeromycetes, Glomerales, Glomeraceae. The record is from the annotation of a GenBank genome assembly.